AUGAUUUAUAAUCGCCUUGCAGGUGUGAACCACCAUUAUUUCAACUUAACGGAAGAAGAUAAUAUCUCCGAGAGUUCCCUCAGUCUUGAAGCAUUGGAAAGUUUCAGUAUCGAAAAUGAUGGCCUCGUCACCACUUAUUAUGUUAUUAGGCACUUCAUUACUCCUGCCGUCUGCCUAUUUAGCAUGGUGGCCCUCUGCAUAACUCUGAUAUUCUUAUAUCGCCGGAAACCCGGAAGGACAGCAGUACAAAUUUACUUCAUAUGCAUGGGACUGGUGGAUCUAUUGGGUCUCCUGGUAUUAUUUAUAUCUUCUCUUGACUAUUUUAUGCUCUCCUCCCACGUCCAUGCUUACUACGCAUCCGCAUUUGUACGUUGUCUACACGGAACUCUAUUGGGAUUGCUUCUUGCCUCCAAUUGGCUUAUGACAGCUCAGGCAAUCGAAAAGACUAUUGCUAUCAGCAGACCGUUUAAAGCAAAGCAGAUACGGGAGAAGUAUCGGAGAUGCGUUGUAUCGCUUAUUUGCGGUUUGUCGGCGAUCCUUACUGUGCCUACUCUAGCAAUGGAUGUAGCCGAAUUGACCCGAUAUGAAAAUAUCACACCAGACAACGCAGCCUACGCUCCCGGCGGGAUUCCAAGCUCGGUGUUGGGCAACAAUGAAAAGGUUGGUUAA
Molecule: messenger RNA, 669 nt
Organism: Dibothriocephalus latus
Lineage: Eukaryota; Metazoa; Platyhelminthes; Cestoda; Diphyllobothriidea; Diphyllobothriidae
Source: the annotation of a GenBank genome assembly